Eptesicus fuscus (big brown bat) is the source of this 4693-nucleotide messenger RNA. It is a transcript of the gene CAMSAP2, whose product is annotated as calmodulin regulated spectrin associated protein family member 2. Gene Ontology annotation, biological process: negative regulation of microtubule depolymerization; neuron projection development; cytoplasmic microtubule organization. Gene Ontology annotation, molecular function: calmodulin binding; microtubule minus-end binding; spectrin binding. Lineage: Eukaryota; Metazoa; Chordata; Mammalia; Chiroptera; Vespertilionidae. The transcript has 16 exons. Gene Ontology annotation, cellular component: microtubule minus-end. The record is from RefSeq and is a predicted model, not a curated record. The coding region runs from base 62 to 4369 and encodes 1435 amino acids.
CCGCCCCGGCCGGCCGCGCACCAUGUGAGCGCCCGCGCCGGGCGCCCAGCACCCCGCGACCAUGGGGGACGCCGCGGAGCCGCGCGAGCUGCGGAGGACGUUCAUUGUCCCCGCCAUCAAGCCCUUCGACCACUACGACUUCUCCCGGGCCAAGAUCGCCUGCAACCUGGCCUGGCUGGUGGCCAAAGCCUUCGGCACCGAACAUGUGCCCGAGGAGCUGCGGGAGCCGUUCUACACGGACCAGUAUGACCAGGAGCACAUCAAGCCGCCCGUCGUGCACCUGCUGCUGUCGGCCGAGCUGUACUGCCGGGCGGGCAGCCUCAUCCUCAAGAGCGACGCGGCCAAGCCCCUGGUGGGCCACGACGCCGUGGUGCAGGCCCUGGCGCAGAAGGGGCUCUACGUCACCGACCAGGAGCGGCUGGUGACCGAGCGGGACCUGCAGAGGAAGCCCAUCCAGAUGAGCGCCCACCUGGCGAUGAUCGACACCCUGAUGAUGGCCUACACGGCGGAGAUGGUGAGCGUGGAGAAGGUGAUCGCGUGCGCCCAGCGGUACUCCGCCUUCUUCCAGGCCACCGACCUGCCCUACGACAUCGAGGACGCCGUCAUGUACUGGAUGAAUAAGGUAAACGAACAUUUGAAAGACAUUCUGGAGCAGGAACAGAAACUGAAGGAGCAUCACACAGCGGACGCCCCAGGAGGUCAAAAGGCGCGGUACCGGAAGGAGCAGACGCUGCUGCGGCAGCUGCCGUGCAUCCCGCUGGUGGAGAACCUGCUGAAGGACGGGGCGGACGGCUGCGCGCUGGCCGCCCUCAUCCACUUCUACUGCCCCGGCGUCGUCAGGCUGGAGGAUAUUUGUUUGAAAGAAACCAUGUCUUUGGCUGACAGCCUGUACAAUCUGCAGCUGGUCCAGGAGUUCUGCCAGGAGCACCUGACCCAGUGCUGCCACUUCUCGCUGGAGGACAUGCUCUACGCCGCCGCGUCCAUCAAGAGCAACUACCUGGUGUUCAUGGCCGAGCUCUUCUGGUGGUUUGAGGUGGUGAAGCCGUCCUUCGUGCAGCCCCGCGUGCUUCGUGCACAAGGAGCUGAGCCUGCAGCGCCCGCCCCGGACGGCCGAGCCAGCACCGUGGACAGCUCCCCGGGCCCCGCCAGCGCGGAAGGAGAUGUGUUUCCACACCAUCAUCACUUGCCUUCCAGACACUCGCGCCCCCAGCCUCCUUCAGCCUCAGGAGGAAUCCGAAGGUCUUCAUCGAUGUCUUACGUUGAUGGCUUCAUAGGGACGUGGCCGAAGGAGAAAAGAUCAUCAGUGCACGGAGUUUCGUUUGAUAUUUCUUUUGAUAAGGAAAACACGGCGCCGAGAAGCACGCCAAACCGAGGCAUCCCUCGCUCUGUCAGUAACGAAGGUCUUUCCCUGAACCACAACCGAGCGUCCAAGACCACGAGGAAGAACUUGUCUUUCAAGCCCAUCAGCGGGGAGGAGGAGGCAGGCGGCAUCGAGGAGGAGCUGAGCGCGGCCCCUGGCGGCGGCUUCCCGACCUACGUGCCCCACCCCGCGCCCAAGCUCAACUCCAGCGAGAACAUCCGCCGCCAGCUCCCGAACGGGGCCCUGCAGCCGGGGCUCCUGGGCGAGCCGGGCAGCCAGGGGGAGACGCCCAGCAUCGAGGAGGCGCUGCAGAUCAUCCACGACACGGAGCAGCGCCCCCUCGCGCCCCCGCCCGGCCACGUCGCCAACGGCUUCUUCCUGCACAGCCAGGACCUGAGCCCCCUGCACGCCGGCCUGCAGCUGCGCCCGCCCAGCCCCGACCGGCUGACCGACCCCGCCGGUGCCUUGAGCCCCGUGACCGACGACACGGAGGCGGACACCGGCAUCCACGUGCCGUCGGAGGACCUCCCGGGCACGGCGGACGAGGACUCCUCGCUGCGGGACUACACCGUCAGCCUGGACUCGGACGGGGACGACGCGCCCAAGCCCCUGCAGGACCACGACCCGCGGCCCGGCAGCGCGCGCGAGGCCCCCAGCCCCUGCCCCAGCACCGUGAGCACCCGCUCCCAGCCCGGCAGCAGCGCCUCCUCCGGCUCCGGCGUCAAGAUGACCAGCUUCGCCGAGCAGAAGUUCCGGAAGCUCAACCACACGGACGGCAAGAGCAGCGGGAGCAGCUCUCAGAAGACCACGCCCGAGGGCUCGGAGCUGAACAUCCCGCACGUGGUGGCCUGGGCGCCGAGCCCGGAGGACGCGGGCCUGCCGGGCCGGGACAGCACGCAGCUGCUGGCCUCCGAGGUGCUGCAGCUGCGCAUGCGGCUGGAGGAGAAGCGCCGGGCCAUCGAGGCGCAGAAGAAGAAGGUGGAGGCCGCCUUCACCCGGCAGCGGCAGAAGAUGGGCAGGACGGCCUUCCUCACGGUGGUGAAGAAGCGGGGGGACGGGGCCGCCCCGCUGCGGGAGGAAGCGGCCGGGGCGGAGGACGAGAAGGUGUACAGCGAGCGGGCGCCGCCCAGGGCCGGCGGGCAGCGCAGCAAGUCUCUGGCGGACAUCAAGGAGGGCGCGGAGGGCGCCCCCGCCCCGUGGCCCACGUCGCCCACGUCGCCCGUGGACCCCGAGAGGCCGUGGGGGCCGGCGAGCCCCUGCGAGGAGCCGGCGGCCGAGGGCGAGGUGCUGGAGUACACGCGGUCCAUCGAGAAGCUCAACGCCUCGCUGCACUUCCUGCAGCAGGAGAUGCAGCGCCUGUCGCAGCAGCAGGAGGCGCUGAUGCGGAUGCGCGACCGCCAGGCCUGGGUGGUGUCCCCGCCGCAGCCCGCGCCCCACGGGCAGGCCCGCGACCCCAGGCCCGCCCGGCCCGGCCCGGCCCCGCAGCCCAUCCACCGGAAGAGCGCGUCCUUCUCCAUCAAGACCCCGCGGACGCCCCGGCCCAACGAGCUGAAGAUCGCGCCGCUGAACCGCACGCUGACGCCGCCCCGCUCGGUGGACAGCCUCCCGCGGCUGCGGCGGUUCUCGCCCAGCCAGGUGCCCAUCCAGACGCGCUCCUUCGUGUGCUUCGGGGACGACGGGGAGCCCGGGCCCGGGAAGGAGGGCGCCGACCCCCCCGAGGCCUCGGAGCCGCCCGCGCGGCCCCCGGGGGAGGCGGGGAAGCCCGUGGAGUCCAGCGUGUCCGAGGUGCUGGCCCAGCCCGUGACGGAGACCGUGUGCCUGACCCCCAGCGCGGACCCGCCCGGCUGGCCCGCAGAGCCUGCUCCCCGGCCCGCCCUCCCGCCCGCCGCCCCCAAAAGCGUCAGUCUCAUCGAGGUGUCCCUCUCGGACCUGCAGCCCCCGGAGAAGGCUGACGUGUGUGCGGAGAAGGCGGACGGGGACAGCGACAGAGAGCAGCCCGACGACGAGCAGAAAGUGUGCUGCGGCUUCUUCUUCAAGGACGACCAGAAGGCGGAGGACGACAUGGCGCUGAGGCGGGCGGCGCUGCUGGAGAAGCGGCUGCGGCGGGAGAAGGAGACGCAGCUCCGCCGACAGCAGCUGGAGGCCGAGCUGGAGCACCGGAAGGAGGAGACGCGGCGGAAGACGGAGGAGGAGCGCCAGAAGAAGGAGGACGAGCGGGCGCGCCGGGAGUUCAUCCGGCAGGAGUACCUGCGGCGCAAGCAGCUGAAGCUCAUGGAGGACAUGGACACGGUGGUCCGGCCCCGCCCGCCCGCCGCCAGGCACAAGAAGCAGCGCCCCAAGUCCAUUCACCGAGACCACGCGGAGCCCCCCAAGACCCCCACCCCGGGCCCCCCAGUCUCCAGCCUCUCCCUGGCGUCACUGAACACGGGCGACAGCGAGAGCGUGCACUCCGGCAAGAGGACGCCCAGGUCGGAGUCCGUGGAGGGUUUCCUGUCCCCGAGCCGCUGCGGCAGCCGCAACGGAGAGAAGGACUGGGAGAACGCGUCCACCACGUCCUCGGUGGCCUCGGGGACGGAGUACACAGGACCAAAGCUCUACAAGGAGCCCAGCGCCAAGUCCAACAAGCACAUCAUCCAGAACGCGCUGGCCCACUGCUGCCUGGCGGGCAAGGUCAACGAGGGCCCGAAGAGGCGCAUCCUGGAGGAGAUGGAGAAGUCGGACGCCAACAACUUCCUGAUCCUGUUCCGGGACUCGGGCUGUCAGUUCCGGUCCCUGUACACGUACUGCCCGGAGACGGAGGACAUCGCCAAGCUGACCGGCAUCGGGCCCAAGUCCAUCAGCAAGAAGAUGAUCGAGGGCCUGUACAAGUACAACUCGGACCGGAAGCAGUUCAGCCACAUUCCCGCGAAGACGCUGUCGGCCAGCGUGGACGCCAUCACCAUCCACAGCCACCUGUGGCAGAGCAAGCGGCCCGUGACGCCCAAGAAGCUGCUGCCCGCGAAGGCGUAGGGCGGGGUUCGCGCCGGGACACGCGUGGGCGCCGCCGCCGCCCGCCUGGACAGCCUCCCUGAUCGCCAGCGGGACUCGUGUGCCCUGCCCUGGGCGCGGCUGCUGCGGCGCUGGCGGCUGGCGCUCCACCGGGCGGGGGCGGGUUCUCCUCGCCGGUGGUGCCCGCGGCGACGGACGCCGGGUCCGGUGGCGAGGGCGUGGCCGCACCGGCGCGGGCCAGGGGCACGGGGCACCCGCCUCCCCCACCGUCGGACGGCGGGCGGAGAGACGGCGAGGUUACGGAAUAUGGGUUUAUCUGUUGCUUUUUUAAACACUUUCCACGUA